This is a messenger RNA of Aspergillus calidoustus, 3088 nucleotides long. The record is from the annotation of a GenBank genome assembly. Lineage: Eukaryota; Fungi; Ascomycota; Eurotiomycetes; Eurotiales; Aspergillaceae.
CCAAAAGGUUGAUAUCCAAAGUAGUAGUAACAAAGAAUUAAAAAUAUAAAUGCUUGUUGAUUGAGUUGGGAUACAGAUGGUUACGCCAAGGAGAUCAUGGAGAGAAGUGCUCAGGACAAGACAACCGACGGCGGGAGGAGCAGUGCAAGUAGUUACAUACUUGAUUUUCUACAAGGGUUAAUAGCCUUCUUUUUGUAUUUUAGUGCUUACCUCACAUCAUCGCGCACCUGCUGGGAUGAUCAGAUUAGAUAUAAAUGUCGCCGUUUGCGAUGACGCUUGAGAGCCGAGUGGAAAGCCGGUGUCCAAAUCAAGUAAAGUUGUGAUACCGGUGGACACUGAUUGGUGUACAUCUUGGGCCCUCGUGUCACCAAAUCGUGGUGUAGCUGCCGCAUAUCCGACUGACUGUCCUUGCUUGGGUGCCAAUGUCUGCCACUUGAGGCGAGGGCGUCAUAGACCUGCUUAUAGACUAUCGCAAAUCCUAGUGGGUAAGUCGUGUUUCACAAUAUAUAGUCCGGCACAACCCGCGUUCGGGGUGUUCGACCGUUACUACGACCUACAGGAAUAGGCCAUGUAUGUAUAAGGGCAAUCAUUCCGCUAUUUCAGAUCGACGGAGCAGAGCAUUAGAGUCGGAUUGGAAGUCAUACUCGAUCGUGGCGAGUAAUUCCAACGUUCGCGCGGGGAGACAUUGAUUCCAGAUCAAGCGGUGGAUUUCGGGGAGGAAAACUUGAUGUUUUGUUGUGGUUUGCCCGCAAAAUCACCUUGGCUCCGUCUGGGCCAGUGGCUUUCCACAGGAAUACUACAGUGGAUAAUGACGCAGUAUCCAGCCACCACACAGGUGAGAUUCAGGGAUAGCGUGGCGAAAAAAUAUCUGGGCGAGGGGCUUUGCUCAAACCGGUCGGGCUGCUGUACGAGGCGCAGUGCUAGUGCGAUGCUUGUUCUGGGACACACUACCGGUUCAGGCUUAGUCCAGCAACAGCUGAGCAAAGUAUACACUACCCUUUUCAGACAGACAGUGAGAGCCCGGGGUCCGAAGAGUACUAUAAAUUCAGCGACCUUUGCUGUCGAACAAUAUUCUUCAUCAUUCCUCUCCAAGUCUUCCUCUCAGCAACCCCGUUAUUCGUACACAUACAACGUUUCCAUCCAACAUGCGCGGCAUUACAGUCCUAACGCUGACACUCAGGCUGGUUUCGAGGGUGCUAUCUCACCCGACGGGCUCAGAACACUGCAGUAACCUGCCUAUAGUGGACCUUGGAUAUAACCUGCAUCAAGCGAUCUCCUACAACGCCUCAAGCGAAAUAUACAAAUUCCAAAAUAUCCGUUACGCGAAUAACCCGACAUUGGACCUCCGCUUCCGUGCUCCCACCGCACCCGACACGAACCGCUGGACCGUUCAGACUGGCGACCGUCCUCGCACCUGCCCCCAGGGGAUGCCCGACUGGCAGGUCAAGGGGACGGCUGCUGCGGCCAAGUACAUGAAUCCUGACCAGCCUUUUACGCUUGAGGCCUGGAAGGAAGAUUUUCUGAACGCAACUGUACCACCGAAUUUGGAUUUCAACACGGACACAACUGAGGACUGUCUCUUUUUGGAUGUGCAUGUUCCGAGGAAGGUGUUUCACGGCGCACGUAAGGGAGCUCGCGGUGAUGCACCGGUGCUUGUCUUUAUUCACGGCGGCGGCUACGUCCUCAGCUCGAAGCUCCGAGCACCCACCCCAGCGUUUUUCCCCGACGGCCUCUUCGCGCAUGCUAAUAAGAACCACGAAGACAUGAUUUACGUCGCACUGAACUACCGACUCGGCGCUCUGGGCUUCCUCGCCGGGCCGGAGGUCGAGCGAGACGGAGUGCUCAACGCAGGGCUGCUCGACCAACGAUUCGCCCUCGAAUGGGUCCAGCGAUAUAUCCAUCUAUUCGGAGGAUCCCCGGAUAAGGUCACGGUCAUGGGAGAAUCAGCCGGUGGCGGCUCGAUCCUGCUGCAUAUGGCCGGUUCGUACGCAACGAACACGUCAACACCAUUUCGGGCCGCGAUUCCACAGAGUCCCGCGAUCCUGCCUGGGUACGUCAAUCCGAGCGAUAGCUUUGCUGGCUUUCUACGCUACCUCAACGUGAGUAGCCUGCAGGAAGCCCGCGAAGUCGACAAAAGCAGGAUCAUCGCGGCGAACGCGGCGCAGAUCGCCGACGCCCCGACCACAAGUUACAUAUACGACCCGGUCAUUGAUGGAAGCUACGUCCCGGACAAGGUGAUGCACGCGCUUCGAGAUGGGCGAUUUGACAAAUCGGUUGCGGUGCUUGCGGCGCAUAACUCUUUUGAGGGGUCGUUUUUCUUCGACCCGACAAUCGAGACGGAGAAUGAAUUUCGCUCGUGGUUGCGUCGCUCGAUUCCGGGGCUCCAGAACAAAGACGUCGCCUAUCUUAUGGAGAGGCUGUAUCCAGCGACCUUUGGCGACACUGCCCUUGGGUACGUGGAUCAGGCGUCGCGACAGAUGGCCCUCUACAGCGAGGCGGUUAUUGAUUGCCACUUCGGUGCCAUUGGCGAUGCGAUGCAUGGGCAGAGUUAUGCGUACAAAUUUAGCAUCUCUCCUGGAGUGCACACGCAGGAUCUGGAUUAUACCUUCAAUUCCCCGAGUUCUCCAGCGCGUUUCCCCGCCGCACAGAAUGCUAUUCAGGAUAUGAUAGUUGGUUUUGUACAGAAUGGGGUACCCAGAUCGGCGGACGGUGAAGUGUUUCCGCGAUGGGGUUCUGAGAGGCGGCUGCUUAACAUCACGUCUACUGCGCCUGAGUGGUCUAGGAGCGAGGUGAACCGUACUCGCUGCGGAUGGUGGAGUGACUGGUGAAGAUAAACCUUAAUCGCCUCGCCGCUUCGUUUUCUUUUGGUGGGUCAGUCCGUUUUAGUUGACUGAAUGAGCGCGGCUGAGGGUGGACGGUGCUGUUUUUUUCCUGGGUGGGGUCCGGAAUUGAGGGUCGUUGUACAUACAGGCUCAGCAGCUAAUCGAACGAUAUCUUCUCUGGCUAUUAUCCAGCGCUGCAACAGACCUAUACAGGACAUGCUUAUCGCUUCUGAUUCGUUGUCCGUGUAUGGAUUCGGAUCCUUCGA